ACGAGGGUCCCCUGAAGGCACCACAGACAGACCGGCAGAGAGCAAUCUGACUGAUGGAGGCGGCUCGUUGAGCGGCUAAAUAAUACAAGCAGUCAGCUGAAGACGGAUUGAACAGACAGAGGGAAAUAAGAAGGAAUAAAAGAAUUGCGUCUUUAUGAACGCGGGACGUUGAAUUUUCGGGUUGAAAACGCGCACGCCGAGAAGAGCCGCGACGAGGAAAGACUUUUCUUCACGUUUUCCGGCUUCUUUUGUGAGCAGGACGGCCCAUUCAGUGACGGUCCGGGUUCUGCACAGUUCAAUCAAGGAAAACUGCACCAUUCAGAGGUCAAGAGGACGUCUACAGACAUAUUUUAGCUUUACUUAUGAAUGAAAAUAUGAUGUUUUUCAAUGCAAAUAAAUGUCCUUCAUUAACAAGUGCAAAGCGGUCUUUGUCCACAGGCCCCCUGCCGCGCUGUUUAUCCCCACGUUUACACAUAACAAGCUCAGUGGGAGUUUAACAUCAGCCAGCCGUCAGAAAGCCUGGACAGUUUGGCUCGCCUCCAGACAGAUUGGCACUUUGUCAGCCAUCACCCCCCCGGUCCGUAACAACCUACUUGGCUGUUGAAAUCCUGUAAUGAGUCUGUGUUUCUGUCCCUCAGACAUGAAGUCACUCUUCAUCCGUUGGCGUCGGAGUGGUGUUCUUCUUAAAAGCGACGAUGCAUACACAUUCGAUUGAGCUAGCAGAGUAAAUAUAUUUACUGAAAGUCUUUUUAAUUUUUUUUCAAAUUUAGCUCACGGUUUCUGCCGUUGACCCAGCGCAGGAUCAGAGCCCAGAACCAUUUGUUGAUCGCCAGGCCGCUACUUUAUCCCCCUCUGCGUUGUUUUCCAGGCAAAUGAGAGGAUUGUCUGCUUUUCACUGCCGGAUUUGAGUUUAAACUCCAAACAUUUGAACUUCGGCUUUGGGUUAAACAGAAACGAGACACUUGAAGAUGUCACGUUGACGUCAACAUUUUGCCCCUCAAUAUUGAGCAUAAUCUUUAGCUGCUGUGGAUUAUCGUAAUGCCCCAGCAAAAUGCACAGAGGGCAACUGCUUUUUCCAGAUGGAAAGUGGAAUAAAAUCUGUCAUAUCCAGAUAUGUCCGAUUGGCCAUGUGGGUGGCAUUAUAGACACACACACACAGAGCGGGGGGCAGAUGGCAUCAGCACUGUCUCUUUGUCCCCCUUUCGGGUCGGGAACAGGUGGUGGGCGUGUUGGCUUUGGUUUUAUGGAUUUUGUGCUUGCGUGAGAGUAGAAAGCACAGUAACGCAACGCUCUUCGAAACAUGAUGUCAGUUUAAUGCUACGCAGACUUCGUGAUGGGACGGAUGAUGUUGUCACAACCGUCAAGUCUUUGUGAGGAUAAAAGACAACGAGGCUGAGCUGUCUGCGAUUCUUCUCCUCGGUCCUACACGAGGAACCAAAGGAGCCGGCGGGGAGAGUCGCUCUUCCUCGUGUUCCCUCUUCCUGUUCUCCCCCUCCGGCCUCCGUGGAUGAUUGGAGCCAUGCCCAUCGUGUCUACAAGCACAGGGCUGCAUGAGACUCUGGCCCAUCUCACCUCUCGGCUGCACUCCGGGGCCAAACACAAGGAGGAGCUGGGCUUCCUCACGGAUGUCUUCAGUGAGAAGAGCCUCGGUUACCUCAUGAAGAUUCAUGAGAAACUGAAGCAAUAUGAGAAACACAGCCCCUCUCCAGUUCUACACAGCGCCACCUGCCUGGCAGAGGAUCUGGCAGAGGAACUUCAGAACGGGCCCCUGGAGGACGAUGAGCGGGAACUGCUUCUCCUCCUGAGCACCCCCCACCUCAAGGCGGUGCUGUCAGCGCACGACACGGUGGCCCAGAAGAAAUUUGACCCGGUGCUGCCGCCGCUGCCGGAGGACGUGGACGACGACCUGGAGGAAGAGUCGGUGAAGAUCGUCCGCCUGGUGAAGAACAAAGAGCCGCUGGGAGCGACCAUCCGGAGAGACGAGGUGACGGGAGCCGUCAUCGUGGCCAGAAUCAUGAGGGGAGGGGCGGCCCACCGCAGUGGCCUGGUGCACGUUGGUGAUGAGCUUCGAGAGGUCAAUGGAAAUCGGAUCGCCCACAGAAGGCCCGAUGAAAUUAGUCAGAUUCUGUGCCAGUCCCAAGGCUCCAUCACACUGAAAAUCAUUCCAGCUGUGGUAGAAGAAGACCAGCUGAAGGAAAGCAGGGUCUACCUCCGGGCUUUGUUCGACUACACGCCGUACGAGGACAAGGCCACGCCGUGCCAAGAGGCGGGACUGCCUUUCCACCGCGGGGACAUCCUUCAGGUCGUCAGCCAGGAGGACGCCACCUGGUGGCAGGCCAAGAGAAUUGGUGACUGUAACCUGCGGGCCGCCCUCAUCCCCUCCACGCAGUUCCAGGAGAGGCGUCUGCGGUACAGGAUGAAAAUGGGUUCUUCCCCCUUUGGCUCCAAAGCUUCUACAUGCGAUCGGGGGGAAAGAGCACCACCCACAUCAACCUGUCCUCCCUCUCGUCCCGCAUGGCGUCCUGCAGAAGACUGCGACCGCGAGGGAGCUCUGAAUGGAAAGGACAUGGCUGGUUCCCGCCUCAGGAAAGAUCGCCUCAGUUCCCCGGGAGAACCUCGAGCUCCAGAGGCCACUCGAGCAGAGUUCCAGAUUUAUGAGGAAGUGACUCAAUAUAUGCCCCGACCCGGUGAAAGGCCUCGGCUCAUAGUACUGAUAGGUUCUCUGGGAGCUCGGAUCACUGAGCUCAAACAGAAGGUGAUCGCUCAAAACCCUCAACUUUAUGGUUUGGCUGUGCCUCAUACUACCCGAGCCAGGAGGUGCUACGAGAGGGAAGGCGUAGAAUACCACUUCAUCAACAAAGCAGCUUUCGACGCCGGCAUACAAGGGGGCAAAUUUAUUGAAUUCGGUGAGUAUAAAGAUAAUCUGUAUGGCACCAGCUUGGAAUCCAUCCACAGGACGUUGGAUCAGAACAAGGUCUGUCUCGUGGACGUGCAGCCAGAGGCAGUGGUGACUCUCCGUACGGCUGAUUUCAAACCGUAUGUGAUCUUUGUGAGACCUCGCAUCGACGACGUUCAAAGUAAAUCACUUGGCUCCUCUUCCUCGCUCAGCUCCGUUAUCACGGAGGAUGAUCUGCACGAAAUGAAACAGUCGGCGGAGCAGAUCGACGCGUGCUACAGCUCCUGGGUGGACUAUGUGUUGAUGAAGGAGGACCCGGUCAGUGCCUUAGCUGAGCUGCAGGUGGUACUGGAGCGGGUGCAGACGGAGCGGCAGUGGGUGCCUGUGUCCUGGGUCAGGAGCUAACUUCCAUACUGUCACCAUUCCACACAUGCUGGGUCGCUUUGAUCUGUAAGACCAGCCAUAUUAUAGUUCUAAUGGAAGAGUAGGUCUGCAGACCAACUUUGCUUUGACACGAUGGUGAAUUAAGAAAUAAAACCCCAUGUGCCAUCCAUUUGGAGAAACCAUUUACUCUAGAAUGACAAUUAUAAACCAAACAAAAAAGGAAAAUAUACAUGUUUGCAUUGUGUGCAAGAACACACAAGGCCUUUCACUUCCACAGCUUCUUGAUCGACAUGUUCUUCUCGCUGUCUUUCUGCAUCACCUGGUGAGGAGAACGUGGAAAUUGGUAAUUAGCUUCAUUCUAAACCAAGACAGUGUGGCGAGAGACAUCAGAAGGUGGACCCUAGUUACACAAACCUUUGCCACAGCCAUCUCAAAGUCCUCCUGGGUGACGUGAACUCUCCUUUCCCUCAGAGCAUACAUCCCUGCCUCUGUGCAAACACCCUGACAAAAGAAGAGGAUAUUAAAUAAAUGGCCUUUUAAGAGCCAACAGCAGCCACUUAGUGAGCCGAUUCUCACCUUAACCUCAGCACCAGAGGCUCCGGGCAUCAGCUCUGCAAUCUUCCUCAGAUUAAUGCCACGUGUCAGGUUCAUCUUCCUGGAAUGGAUCUUCAAGAUGUCCAGACGGGCCUAAUCACGCAGAAUUAAGAUCAUCAAUACGAGAAUGACAGUGUGUAUGAGUUUGUAUUCUGUGCAAGUGACUCACCUCUUCAUUUGGAGGAGGGAACUCAAUCUUUCUAUCGAUCCUGCCUGGCCUGAGCAGAGCUGAAUCCAGGAUGUCGAUACGGUUGGUGGCCAUAAUGACCUGAGAGAAAGUGGAAUAAAAUUUUAAAAACAAA
Molecule: messenger RNA, 4176 nt
Organism: Gasterosteus aculeatus aculeatus (three-spined stickleback)
Lineage: Eukaryota; Metazoa; Chordata; Actinopteri; Perciformes; Gasterosteidae
Source: RefSeq, a predicted model, not a curated record